AUGGAUCAGCCACGUCACAUUCAAGAUCUCGCCGAUGAACUACUGAGCGAGAUCCUUUAUUUACUCGACCCACCUCGUGAGAUAUACAAAAAAUUCAAUGGCAAUGGCCAUCAAGCAGUCAGUCUCAAUGGUGAAGCGUCCGACCUCGAUCGUUUCCGUCUCGUAUGCAAGCGAUUCAUGCGAAUCGGGACCCCUCACAAGUUUUCUCGCUUUACUUUGCGAUUCUCCGAGCAUGGCUUUCGGCGACUAGAUGAGCUGUUAGAAAUGCAGCUGGCAUGUUAUGUGAAGAGCAUCACUUACAUGGUGCGGCCAUUUUACCAAGGAAGCGGAUGGUCUCAAAUUAUGCGCGAGCUUGAAACCAAAGAUCCAACCCUGUUCCGAAUCCACAGCCACCGAUACCGCGAGCAAACCAAUAUAACCCUCAAAAACCACGACCAAUCACGCCUUCGUCUCGUCCUAGCAGCCUCGACCUCUUUACAACAAAUCACCCUCCUGAGACUGCAAGACAAAGCAGACGACGACCUCUUGAAGUUCAUGCGUACCCGCCAAACAUCGUCUUUCACAUGGGACUCGGCCUGCACACGGGCAAUAACAAACCUAAGCAUCGCGCUUCUCAAUUCAGACUCCAAAAUCCGCUUCACAGCACCCCAAAUCAGUUCCGAAGCAGCCCUCAAUCUCAUCCACGCCCCGCCAGCAUCCCUCGCCGCAAUUGGAGCCCACCUCACAAGCCUCGAUUUAAACUUUCCCUCAACCAAUGAUCUAACAGGCACAAUGAGCUCCCUCUCGCCGACCCUCCGUCGCUUCUUCAUGGCAGCCAAGCAUCUCUCUGCAAUUCACAUCGGGUUUUUGAGUAGACAUCCUCUAGACCUCAAUCUAGACUCGAUGUUCCAUCAUAUCCGUUGGAAAACGCUCCGCAAACUGAGUCUCCAAGGCUGGCGCUUGGACGCCAGCGAAAUCAUUGCGAUAGCGCGCAGGCAUACGCAGCUCCGUGACCUGAGACUCGUGGGAAUAUACCUACGCUCUGGGCUGUGGCGGGAUGUGCUCCUCGUUUUGCGCGAGGAACUCGUGCUGGAACAUCUCGAGUUAAGGGAAAUUGACUACGCCAGUCACUUUAACUCUGUCGUGACAACCGGUGCGGAGGUUUCUGAUAUUGGGCCGAUUGGUGUUUCUGGACCUGCGUGCUCCCCGCUUACCGUUUCUGCUGGGACGGCUGAGGUUGGGACGGCUGGUGUCCCAACUUUGAGGAAUAGACGGGGGUUGUUGAGGCGGGACUCGGUUGAGAGGUUGAGAGGUUUGGCUGUGGAAGAUUUGAAGGACGAUGGGAUGAGAGUGAUGCGGAGACAGUUGCCGCUGUGGGAGGCUUGGGUGCUUGCUUCGACGGGGAUUGGAAGAAAUGGGAGGUCCUGGAACAUGUAG
Messenger RNA from Penicillium brevicompactum, 1416 nucleotides. Its product is annotated as F-box domain protein. The transcript is spliced from 2 exons. Bases 1 to 1416 code for a protein of 471 amino acids. The record is from RefSeq and is a predicted model, not a curated record. NCBI's taxonomy places the organism in Eukaryota, Fungi, Ascomycota, Eurotiomycetes, Eurotiales, Aspergillaceae.